Cryptomeria japonica (Japanese cedar) is the source of this 2829-nucleotide messenger RNA. RefSeq names its product zinc finger CCCH domain-containing protein 46. The record is from RefSeq and is a predicted model, not a curated record. NCBI's taxonomy places the organism in Eukaryota, Viridiplantae, Streptophyta, Pinopsida, Cupressales, Cupressaceae. Gene Ontology annotation, molecular function: RNA binding; metal ion binding. Bases 351 to 2150 code for a protein of 599 amino acids. The transcript has 9 exons.
GGUGGGGGGGGUUAAAAUUUAGCCUUUGUUAAUGUUAAUCUUAAGGCUAAGGCUAAUGCUAAUGGUGAUGGUAAUGGUAAUGUGAGAAUGAAUGCCAAUAACAAAGGCUAAGGCUGAGGCAGAGGCAUUGGCAUUGGAGCAGAGGCUGACAUUAUUGUUUGGUCCAACAUUCAUGGCUGUCAUGUAAAUCUAAUCUGAUUUUGCAGUGACCUUGAUUGUACCUUGUCUAUGACAGUUGUUCAGUCAACACCCAAAUUUGUUAUAUCAAUGGCUGUUGAGCUUGUAAGGGAACUGUUUUGCAGCCUUUGAUAGUGGUGUUCUCUAAGCCUUAAAGGUCUGGAUCCAGCGAAAUGGAUGCAUAUGAAGCUACCAGGAUUGUGUUCUCUAGGAUCAAGAGCCUAGAGCCAGAAAACGUAUCGAAAAUUAUGGGAUACUUGUUGUUACAGGACCAUGGUGAACAGGAAAUGAUUAGGUUGGCUUUCAGCCCGGAGUCUUUGAUUCAGUCCUUGAUUGUUAAGGUCAAGAAAGACCUUGGUUUAGUACAGCAGCAAGGAUCUCCUUCAGUUCAAUCAUAUCUAUCCAGAAUUAAUCGUCAAAAUCUGCCUCUACAGCCUCUACAGAUAUCCCAGGUUUCCUCCAGGGUUUUCUCUUCUCCAAACGCCCUCUCACCUCAUGCACCUCCAUGGGGAUCCUCUCAUAUUAAUUCUCCACAGACCAGGACCCUGCCAAACAAUUUUCAUGUACACCCCAAUGAGUUACACCCUAAUACUUCUACCACAAGUAGUGUUAGUGUUACUUCUACUGCUAGUAAUAGUAAUAGUACUAAUAAUGGGUACCUUAAUUUCAGCCUACCAGAUCAGGUUAACAAGCUUCCAUUGAUCUAUAACAUGGAGCAUCCUCCUGCCCUUGCAGAUUCAGAGUUUCCGUUGCAAGAUCAGCUUUCAUAUCUCACUGAUUCUUCAGACUCUCCCAAUUCUCAUGGCAAUUAUCUUAGCUAUCCAGAUAUGCUAGCCUAUUACAGUGGGAACCAGCUUUUGAGCAUGGAUCAUAUGAACCAGACAACUAGCAAUGGUGUUGGACCUAAACGGCUUAGUUCAAUUGCUGAUAUUUGCAAUAUCAGUGGUGGUACUCCAGAUACAGCAGCUGGAUCCACUUUCGCUUGGAAGCCAUGCAUGUAUUUUGCUCGCGGGUAUUGCAAGAAUGGCCAGAAUUGCAGGUUUCUUCAUGGUGGUAGUACCAGGGGGGAGAUUGAUUUUAGUGAUGAGGUCAUGGGAUCGAGUAAUGGGUCAUUAGAAAAAUUUGAGUUAGAGUUGCAGGAGUUUCUCCGAGGAAGAAGGUCACCAGUUUCUCUACCUCAGUUCUACGGAGAGAGGUUUGGAAAGACUCUCCAAGCUGAAAUUAGCCCAAGAUACAGGAGUGAGCGUGAGCUUGAUCGCAACUUAGCUCCAGCCAAUCCUGGAUCUCGCCAAAUUUACCUGACUUUCCCUGCAGAGAGUACUUUUAAGGAGGAGGAUGUAUCCAAUUAUUUCAGCAUUUUUGGACCAGUGCAGGAUGUGAGGAUUCCUUAUCAGCAGAAGAGAAUGUUUGGCUUUGUGACAUUUGUUUAUCAAGAGACUGUUAAAACAAUUUUAGCUAAAGGAAAUCCUCACUAUGUCUGUGAUGCACGAGUUCUUGUUAAACCAUAUAGAGAAAAAGGAUCCAAAUCUGUUGACAGGAAGUAUUCAAGCUACAUGACUACUCAAAAUAUGGAUAUAAGGGACUGUAAUUUGCAUCUUGGUCCUCCAAGAUUGAUAGAGAGCAGUAACUCAGAUGUAAUGAGAAGACAGUUAGAGGAACAAGAGCUGGAACAAGCCAUAGAACACCAAGCCAGAAGACUUGCAGAGCUACAGCUGGCUGACAGACAGGGACCCCAAAUUCCUGCAACUCCUAAAAACCCCACUCCAAGCCAUGAAAAUCGCCUCCCCAAUGGCCCAAACCAUUCUGAAGAGGAGGCCACAGCUUCAGAAGAUAUCAGCAGCUCUGCAUUAGCAGACCAUUUUGCUUAUCUGCUUCAGGUCUUAGAUAGUGAGCCAGGUUAUGAAGAACGCCCAACACAAAUUGACCACCAUCAGGACAGAUGUCCUAUCCCAAAUGGUGCAAUCAGAAUGUGAAAAUUAGUAGCCAAUUCAAGAUACUUUUAAUUAAACCAAACCAUUGAGACCAUCUGGAGAGACAGAUAUAUCAAAACAUUGAAGAUUUUUAUAGGGAAUAUUUAUGUUAUGUAUUUUUAUGCUAUGAAUACGGAUGUAUACUCAGUACGAAGUGGCAGUAGGACAUUUAAGAAAACAAAAAGAAGACGGGUGAUGUCUGCAACUGUGUUGUCCACUGCAAUGCGUAUUAUUAUAUGAUUUAAAAUGCGGGCAGGCGACGGUCGACCUCAGCAGCGUACCGCCAGCUGUACGUAUUCAUGUCUUCACGGAAAAGUCCAAGACACCGUACAUGUAGCUUUGAAUGAAUUCUGAGAAAGAAGAAAAGGCAGGGCUCUUUGUGAUAUGGGAAGGAGGGCAGGCGGGCAAUUCAUUAUGGAAAACUACCUAUUGUAGUACCAAAUUUACUUAACAAAAAAAGUGUACAGCAAUACACAACCCCACGCCAGAGACACAGAAUUUUAUUAGCUUAUACUUGUAUCCAUUCAGAUUCUAUAUUUCUGGUACGAUGGAAGAAAUUAAAAAAUAUCUCAAAAUCUUAUUUCUUAAAAAGGAUUCACGACUUGUGCACCUAAUUUAGACUACACAAAAUGUUUCUGGACUGGUUUAAAUGAUUCAAAUUAUACUUGACAAGUUAAUCUAA